AUGUCGCUAGUUCGAGGAUAUAUAUCAUUUACCAUUCUAUGUUUCUGCUAUGGUACAUCCUACGCUGUUACAUCUCUUUUGAUCGGAAAAGUUAAUGAUUCUGCCUUUGCAUUGGCAAGGUCAUUUGCAGCAGCCCUCGCCGCGACAGGUUACUUGUUUUUCAAACUUAGAGAUCCACAAUAUAAGCAAAAAGCAUUGCAAUCACUUAGAUCAGGUGAAACAAAUUUCUUUCUGAGUUUCUGUGGAGGAAUUUUCUUCUUAGGUAUUCCAAUUACUCUAAUCAUUAUUGCUCAAAACAAAGUUCCUUCAUUCAUUGUUAUCAUUUCACAGCCAACUGUUCCGUUUUUCUCAAUGAUUGCUGCCCAUUUUAUGACAUCUGACGAAAAAAUCAAUUUUCAUAAUUUGUUAGUUCAAUUAUGCGCUAUAUUUGGCGCAGUCUUAACUCUUGUGCCUUCAUUAUCAUUUAGUGGUGAUAAUUCCGAGUCAGAUCCGUUUUCAUAUAUUUUACUAUUAAUAGCUUUAAUCUUAUUCAGCAUAGGAUCGAUUUACAUCAAAAUUUACCUAGCAAGCUCCGAUUUCACUCUCUCAUGCACAUUUUCGACAUAUGGCGCCUUUUGCUACUCCGCACUGUCUGCUUUUUACAGAGCUGGAUUUGUUGAAGUUUUCAAAGGAAUUGGGAAUAUGUUUCCGUUUACAAUUAUUGCAGUUUUCAUUAUUGGUGUAAUUUACAAUGGAAUUCCAACAUUCUUAUUCAUGGAUGUUGUUAUGACAUUAGGUGCUGUUAAAGCUCAAUUAACUAACUUUGGACAGAUUAUUAUUGGUGUUUUUGUCGGAGUUACGUUUUUGGGCGAAUGGGAUGGAUAUGCUCCAAGAGAUGUCCAAAUUGUAUGUUGCGGUUUAGUUUUCAUCAUUGCUGCAAUGGUUGCAGACCUUCUUUCGCAAGUUCAGAAAAAUCAAUUAGUUUGUGAGAUUAAUUACUUGGCAUUAGUGAUAAUGAUUGUAUUUACAAUGGGUGCUCAACUUGCUUAUGCUUAUUAUUACUACCCAGCUGGUAGAGUUAAUGUACUUGUAAGAACUAAAUAA
Messenger RNA from Trichomonas vaginalis G3, 1083 nucleotides. Its product is annotated as inner membrane transporter family. Bases 1 to 1083 code for a protein of 360 amino acids. The record is from RefSeq and is a predicted model, not a curated record. NCBI's taxonomy places the organism in Eukaryota, Parabasalia, Trichomonadida, Trichomonadidae. Gene Ontology annotation, cellular component: membrane. The transcript has a single exon.